UAAUAUACAUACUUCAGUAUAUAUGUACACAUAUAUUUAAAAUAUUGCCUAUGCUUACAAUAAAUCUCUAAGGAUAGGCGGGGCCACAGAAGCCGGAUCCGGCUCCCCAAGGCAGAGCAGCUGCCAUGGCCAAGUACCUGGCCCAGAUCAUUGUGAUGGGUGUGCAGGUGGUGAGUAGGGCCUUUGCCCGGACCCUACGGCAGGAGUUUGCAGUCAGCCGGGCAGCAGCUGACGCCCGGGGAGGCACCGGCCACUGUUCUGCUGCUGCCUCCAACCUCUCCGGCCUCAGCCUCCAGGAGGCCCAGCAGAUUCUCAACGUCUCCAAGCUGAGCCCCGAAGAGAUCCAGAAGAACUAUGAACAUCUGUUCAAGAUGAACGACAAAUAUGUGGGUGGCUCCUUCUACCUGCAGUCCAAGGUGGUCCGUGCAAAGGAGCGCCUCGAGGAGGAACAAAAAAUCCAGGCCCAGGAGGACAGAGAGAAAGAGCAGGUGCCCAGGAUGUGA
Trichechus manatus latirostris (Florida manatee) is the source of this 503-nucleotide messenger RNA. RefSeq names its product presequence translocase associated motor 16. Gene Ontology annotation, biological process: protein import into mitochondrial matrix. The transcript has a single exon. Gene Ontology annotation, cellular component: TIM23 mitochondrial import inner membrane translocase complex. Bases 126 to 503 code for a protein of 125 amino acids. Lineage: Eukaryota; Metazoa; Chordata; Mammalia; Sirenia; Trichechidae. The record is from RefSeq and is a predicted model, not a curated record.